CCUUCUCUCUCUCCACUCUGUCACACCAUCCCACAGGCCCUCCCCAUUGCCCCCUUUAAUUGUGUCAUCACAGCUCCUCCUCUCCUCCCACUCGCCGCGUAAAAUGAUUUUUUUUUUCUUCACUGAGAAAUGUUUCCCAGAAAAAAAAAGUCGCACCUCAGCUGGAUGAGGACGCCUGACUCGACACGCUGCUGAGAAGCUCCAGUGUGUGUUUUUGUGUUUUUGUGGGUGUUUUUCUUUGCGCGGUUGGAGACGUGGAGGGUUGCGCGCGACUGCGUGGUCGUGUGUGUGUGUGUGUGUGUGUGUGUUUAGGAAAUGAGGGGGGCGUGUGUUGGAGCUGUGAACACAGCGGUGCAACAGCUGGAUCAGCAGUCCGCCCGUCCCUCCGCGCAGCGCCGCAGGUGAGUUCAACUCGUCUCCUCUGAACUUCAGUAACAGACACACAGACAGACGAUCUGAAGCAGAACGGUGCGCACAUGUGUCACUACAAAGUCCUCAGCCCGCUGGAAACUUCACGGAUGUUGCCACAGGGGUCAUCACAUUAAGUCAGUCUUAGUGGCCAAACGCUCAUGAUGCCUUCACUGUCUGGGCUUGGAUGGACUGCAUACUGUCUCCUUCUGCUCUGGAGGCAAACGUCUGCUCACAGCGUGGAGAUGCGAUGUUCGGCGGCCGCCCCAGUUGGGGAGCUGCACCCCGUUCAGGGCCUGCUGGAGAGGUUCGAGGCCGGUCCGGGCUGCGCCGCCAGAGAGCGUGGGAACAAGGAAACUCACGUCAUCGCAGUGGGGAGGGUGACAAACAGCCCUGAGAACAAGGUGACGGUGCUGCUGAAGCCCUUGUCUUUGUCCCCCUCACCGCUCAGAGCGCCCCGACUGCUGCUCAGCUCCAAGCUCCCAUUCACCUGGUGGCUGGAGGCUGAGCGGCUGCCCCCCAACCUCCCGGUGCUGGUGCAGAUAUCGCCAAACUCCAGCGUACACUCACACAGCCUGGAUCUGCAUGUCCAGGUGGUGCAUUCGCUGCCUUUUCAUCCACGUGCGCUGCACCGCUGGGCUCUGAAACAUCACGGCAGCCUGUCCUCUCUGACACACACCACACAUGGGAAUCGAGUCUACGUCCCGCUGGGAGAAGAUCCCACCCUGCCUGAUGUGUGCCAGCUGCAGCCCAUGUUCCUCUCUCACAACUACAUGACCUCUGACCUGCAGCAACAGGAAGUGCAGGGCUGCACCAACACGCCAGCAGGUGGGGACAACCCUGAGGUCCACGUGAUCAAGCUCCAUUCGGCGGGCUCGGGGCUCUGUGGCUCUCUCCAGGUGGAGGUGAUUGUCUCUCUUGUGCCCCUGGUGGCCAACUCAAAGACCCAGAAGGUUGUGCUGAUUCUCAGCAGCUCAGCGCCAGUCAACUGGGCCAUAGUUGCUCAUGGUGUCCGAGGUCAUGUCUCUGUUCAUUCCUCUAACAGUGUGUCCCCACCCUUCCCGCCUGAGCCCGACCUGACCCUGUCCAGCGUACUCAGCCCUGACCUGUCCACCAUACCUGAUCUUCUCAUGUGGGCCAGAGAGAGCGGCUACACCAGGGUGACCUCAUACACUGAGGCUGACCUGGCCAAUCGCUUCGUGAUCCAGCUGGCCGGGGGCGGGACAGACGCGGUGGCUGUGAUGAAUCCUCUGGUUGUGAGGCCUCUCUGGGCGGAGGAGCGCAGGCUGAGGCAGUGGCUGAACGGUGGAGGCCGAGCAGGAGGAGGAGGAGGCCGAGAGAGUUUCACAGUGCAGUGUGAGGACGGACGCCUCAGCGUGACCGUGGAGCAGCACAUCCUGCAGAGCUUGUCUGUCCCGGUGGCUUCAGUGACUCUCCGAGACUCCUCGUGCCAGGCUCAGUCCAAUGGGAGCCAUUUCCUGUUGGUGUUCCCAGUCAUUUCCUGUGGGACUGAGGGUCUUCUCCUGAGACAGCCCAGACGAGUGCAGUACAAAAACAUGGUGUUGUUGUGGAGAGACAAGCCUCAGACCGUUCUGGCACUCAGUGAGACCGAAAAGAAGUCCACAAGGCCGCUCGGCAUACAUUUCACCUGUUUGGCUGCAGUCCCAGCCUUCACCGGCCCUGCUGAUGGUGUUGAUGACGUAAACGCUUCGCAUGCUGGGCCGGUCCCCUGGGCACCAGACGGCCCAGGGCCUGAUCCGGGACCGAGCCACCCACCGACACCCAGACACAGAUCCGGGCCUGCUCUUGUUUUGAGGCUUUUUGUCACUGAGAACUACGAGCAGAGACGGAUCGGCCCCUGCGUAGUGACCGCAGACCACCGUGUCUAUGCUGAGAUUUCCGCCAAAGGGCCCUUCGUAGAUGUCCUGGAGGUGAACUCCUGUGUGGUGUCUCCUGUGUCGGACCCGAAAAAGUCUCGUUUCUGGACUGUCAUAAGCGGCGGCUGUUCCUCUGACCCCUCGCUGACGCUUGAGCUAAAAGAUGAGGAGGAAGAAGAGGCCGAAAGUGAUGGUGAACUUGAAGAGGAAAAGGAAGAGAUGGAGCAACUGGAAAAAGUCUCAUUCCGACACGGUGUUGACAGAGGAGCAAGAGAAGCUCCAGCAAGGAGCAGCACACAUACGAGAGCAGAGCAGGAGACGCGGUCGGUGAGAUUUAGUUUCAUCCUGCGGCCAGUUUACAAUGACUCCAUGCAGUUCCUCCACUGCAGCCUUCGCCUGUGCGUCUCCGACUCAAGAAGAGGGGAACCCAUCAAGGAGACAGUAAAGACGGGCUGUGAGGACGGGAUACGAAUCCCUCCACUCGUAUCGAGGUCACGCAAACAUCAGUGUGAGGUCAGAAACCUCUCCAGGCCCAUGGUGGUCACCCAGCCUCUCAGUUCACUGGCACCCAAACUACUGAUGCCCCCUGCUGGCCAAAGAACCAAGAGACUGAGCGUCUCCCCGGUGGCCAGUUCAGACCCGGAGCAAAGCGGCUCUGUGGUGCAGACAGGAACGCUGAUGGGCGUUGUCUUCGCUGCCUUCGUGAUGGGGGUCAGUCUGAUGGCGGGUCUGUGGUGUAUCUAUCAUCAUACAGCGGCACACUCAGCAUCACUUGCAGAAGGUUGUUUAACGGACCAGACUCGCGAGGUCCAAAACAUCUGGACUCCACCUUCACCAUCUGAUCAGUCCUCCAGUUCAGUGUAGAGGAUUUCCUCCCUGCAAAUCUGAGAAAGGAGGACUGGGACAAAAGUUUUCACAACUUUGUGUGUGUGUGUGUGUGUGUGUGUGUGUGUGUGUGUGUGUGUGUGUGUGUGUGUGUGUGUGUGUGUGUGUGUGUGUGUGCGAGCGCGUGUGUGCAUGCGUUUGUGUGUGUGUGUGUGUGCGUUUGUGUGUGCAUGUGUGCGUGCGUGCAUGCGUGCGUGUGCAGAAUCUGUUGUGCAGUUCUCCCCGCGAGUAUCACUGUGCAGCAGAAAUGCAAGGUGACUGAAACCUUGUGAAUACAGUAGCACCUACUCAUCGCUGCAUUGUGACAAGUCAGAUGUUUGAUUCAAAGUGAAACGUUGUUUGUUUGAUGCUGCACGCUAUCCUACAUCAAGUCAGUUCAUGAUUGGAUGGAGUGACUCAAACAGAAACCCCACUGGUGUCACUUUUGGAGACAGAACACAAGGUCAGAGAUCAACUGAGAGGUGACUCUGUGUGCCCGUUUGAAGAGCUGAUGUUUUACAGAGUCAUUCUCUCUAUUAGUGUUGUAACUGUGAAUCAGCUGGAUGUCAAAACUGCAUGUGUUUUUUUCUGUCUGUGAAUUAUGGUGUGUUCAUGCAGUAAACAAGGUGUAUUAAAAGAUCUCAAAGCCA
Messenger RNA from Acanthopagrus latus (yellowfin seabream), 3799 nucleotides. It is a transcript of the gene engl, whose product is annotated as endoglin, like. The record is from RefSeq and is a predicted model, not a curated record. NCBI's taxonomy places the organism in Eukaryota, Metazoa, Chordata, Actinopteri, Spariformes, Sparidae. The transcript has 17 exons. The coding region runs from base 570 to 3149 and encodes 859 amino acids.